AUGUCUCAGGGUCCGGUACCAGACACGGGGGUCGGGGUUGCAGAUUCCCAGGCUGACUACGACUUUUCGCAUGUGCCGGCGCAAGCGCUAGAUGCUGUAAGGAUGCGCUUGGCUCAACUCACUCAUUCCCAAGCGAAGCUCAAGGACGAAAUGGCAAGAGCAGAUCUGCCGCAGUGGCAUUCUUUGCAGGCACAAGUUAGUAUUAUCUUGACGCAGCUGCAGUCUUUAACUUCGACAAUUCAUCACUUUGAGGAAACGCUAGAUUCAACGGUGGUUUAUCCGCUGGCAAAUUUCCCAACAACCGCCCAUGAAGGUCUAUUGACAACUCUGUUACGCAAAAAGAAUAUACCCGAGGUCGACGAAUGGAUUAAUGAUGCCAAGGAAACCAGUGGAAUUGAUAUUAACACUGCCUCUCAUGAAGAUAUAAAGACUGCUCUUCGAAGUGACGAAGAGCUAACCAAAUGGGCGCUUGAUUUCCUAAAGCAAGAGCACAGCAAUUACAGCUACCACGGAUUUUACACUGCACGCGAGCUCUCUGCUGGCGCUUCUCCUGAUACUCAAGAUACGUAUCAGCGUGCCCCGAGCAGCAAAAAGCCCAAGAAACCAUUUGAUGCCAACAAUGUCUUAAAAAUGAUUCAUCAAGGUACUUUCAGUUAG
Messenger RNA from Lachancea thermotolerans CBS 6340, 657 nucleotides. It is a transcript of the gene MED8, whose product is annotated as RNA polymerase II mediator complex subunit MED8. Gene Ontology annotation, biological process: regulation of transcription by RNA polymerase II. Bases 1 to 657 code for a protein of 218 amino acids. Gene Ontology annotation, cellular component: mediator complex; core mediator complex. The transcript has a single exon. The record is from RefSeq and is a predicted model, not a curated record. Gene Ontology annotation, molecular function: RNA polymerase II cis-regulatory region sequence-specific DNA binding; transcription coregulator activity. Lineage: Eukaryota; Fungi; Ascomycota; Saccharomycetes; Saccharomycetales; Saccharomycetaceae.